AUGUUUCCCAAACUCUUCAACCCGAAUCCGAAUAUCGGUCUUCGGAUCCCUCCCACCAACUACAGAAUCUUCGCAAAAAAGGCAAAGCUCCAAGAUGCCAAACCCAACUUCCUGUGGCCAAUCCAGCAGCUCAAAAAAACGGCAGUCAACUUGCUGAAGACCGCACUAACAAAAGCAAAGGAACAACCUGAUCAACUACAUUUCACCCUCAGCAACUCGCCUCUGGCCAAGAACAGUCAAAAGAAGCCUGAUCAAACCUCGCCCAGAGAGCGUGCUAAAACAGCUGCGCUCCACGAGAAUUCGAAAAACUUCCUACCGGCUAUACUGGACGCGUUCCUAGAUGGAAAGAACUGCGAGGAUGAAGAUUUUCCAGUCCGUUUAUGGACUGGACCUACGCCUUCCACUUGCGCUUCCUCCAAUAGAACGGAUUCAACAUUCGCAGAUCCACACUUCAAGCCGAAGCCGCUCGAGUGUAUGAGCGCAAUGCUUAAGGACUGGCCCCCUGAGAAGGUAACUGCAUAUUUUGCUUGGUGCGAAAAUACAGCUUGGGACCCUCCAGAUGAGGACGCGGGGCUGGAAUAUGACCCAGACAACCCGCUGCCCUCUAAAUUUGUUUAUGAGAGCUUCUUCAAUAAAGCCAACAAUCAAGACGGCGAUAUUAUGGACGUUGAUCAAAAUCUCCCGGCCGAGGACAAAGCAGAAGACCCUAUGACAGGUAUCACCGGAGACCUCUUCGCCGAACCCGAAGACGACGAAGAGAUGACAGAUUCGUCUGAACUGCCAAUCGAAGAUUGGUAUGACUCCACCAUUGCACCAUUCACCACUAGGAAUCGUAACCUUCCAGCUCUACUUUCGGUCUCCAAACCUCGCCAUUCAGUAGAAGCCGUGCCGCGUCAUCAGGACAUGAACAAUGUUGCAGCUACUGGAGUUCCUGGUUUGGGCAUGCUUGAAGACGACAACCGUCCUCAACCACCUCUGACCCAGACUGGUUCCUCCGGCGCAACGCCUGGUUUGAGCCUGUUUCCAGGCAGCAACCCUUCUCAACCACCUUGUUCGGAUCAAUCCGAUUCUCCUCGCGCGAUGUCUGGCUUGAACAUGCUUCAGAGCGAGAGUCAGCCUGAACAACAUUCUUCUUCUAAAGCACCGAAGGCUUCUCCUUCUCAGUCUAAGUCAUAUCCGCUAGCUCCUGUCACUAGCGUGACCCAGCACGAAUCCUUUUUCCAAUAUAGGCACACGCCAUUGGUCCGUCUGUCCUCGAACAGAGGCAGUGAUACUGCAACUUCUUCGGUACCUGGUCUGGAUAACGAGGUUGAAGACCAAACUUUUGGGCCAGAUCCUCUCUCUCCGGAAGGCCAGCCAUCGAUGAUUGCUCUGCGUGGAGGGAUCAUCACUAUGAGCAUCAAGUCUGACAGGGGUUAUGACUUGUUUAAAGAUGUACCACUGACAGCAGGCGUUAGGAGGAGGAUGCCAGCGGAUUAUAUGCUGUAUCCGAUGCCAAAGCGAAUUUGCCUUCCCGCAAAGUCUAGCUCUUCUACAGAUGAGUCAGCUUCCAAAACGAGACGGAUCAGCGGUAUUCAUGACGACUUGCUAGAAUAUCAAAAUACCGAGUCGGACCAGGUCGCUGCAAGUCAAACAGGCUCCAGGACGAAGUCCCCGGGUAAUGCUAAGUCGAGUUCGGCUCUUCAGGGGCGUCGCAUGAAAGUUCCAUCCCGUCCGUCCGCACUAUCCAGCAAAGGCGCAAUCCGUCCCGGCAAAGCAGUUUCCUUGUCAGCUCUUCGAAGUAAAGUCCGACCGGCAAUGCAAAGUGGCGCAGGACUUCACAAGGAAUUUGGAUCACGCUCCUUUGCACCUCAAGCGAUCAAGAAGCAAGCGACAUCAUCCUCAGCUGCAGCCAAUCAUUCAUCUCAGCAAGCCGUCCCCCCUUCCACGAAGUUUGCACCAUCAAAGAAGCCCGGCUCUUUCGGAACCAGCACUUCCAAGAGUAAUGCGAUUCCAUCAAACUCAAUUGCUUCCGGCAGUGACGCCAUGGGAAUUGACACGCCUCCCACAGCCUCUUCGCAGUCUGCCAAGCCGAGCAGUACAGGUGUGAAUAAUCAGAUGAGCAAUGUUGUCGCUUCAAGCCCAGAUGCCCACGGACUUCUCAGCUCGGGCCUUGGCUCGACUUCCACACACUUUGUUCAGCCCAAAAAGCCCGGGACCUGGCUCAACCCAAAACCGAAGAGAGAUGCAGUGCCUGUCGUGCCUGCCGCUCCAGUCGUUGCCACUUCGGAACGUUCUGAUUCUACUAUGGGACUCGAUGUGCCUGUCAGUUCGGCUUCUGCCUCUUCCAAUGAAUCAGUUGCAGCUGUGCAAGUUGAUAAGUCUAAAACCUUUGCUCCAAAGCCUUUCACACCAGUGCCUGCUGGAGAUGGAAGGGCAACCCGAGGCAGCGGCACCGCGCGACGAGCUGGCCAAGCACCAGCACGCAGAGCUGCACCGACUGGCAAAAACAUUUCUGAAGCUCGGCACAUCGGUCGCACCAAAGGUGGCUUCCGAGACAGAAGUGACAAGGAGCGCAAAGAACUCGAGGGCAUGUUGAACCAGGUGCCAGACCAGUUCAAAAUUGACGUGCACAAAGUGAUACAGUCACAAGUGUGUGACACCGUGCCGGGACUAUCUGACGAGAGAGUGAGAAGCAUUCCUGACCUUGCAAAGACAGGCGUUGGCGCAAGCGUCGGACCACAUCCUUUCGCGGACAAGUUCCGAUCGAAAGCAGACAACGGCCGAGAUAUAGCGUAUUUUCGCGAGCUCAGGCAGGAGAUGCCUCAAGUAUGGUUGCACCUGAUCACGAUGGUUCUGCAAUCAGGGCGUAGCCCAAAGGAUAUCUUUGACAACGAAUGCGACGCAAUUCUUGGGGCAGAGUGGGUGACCGACCUCGAGCGCAUUGAUAGAGUUGCGAGAGAAGGCAGUGCCGCAGACUCAAAAGCAUUCUUUACUCGCGAGGAUGUUUCAAUGACUCUUCGACCCACAUUCGAUCACGCCGUCGACAAAAUGACCAAGGAUGGCUGUAAAGUCUUUGAAAUGGCUGUCAAGAAUUGGGUCAAACAUGACAAGUCUGGUGGCAACAAAGAUUUGUUCCUCCAAUGCCUUGAGCGAGCUGGCUGGAUACAGGCUCACUCACACCUGACCAGGUUCAUGGGUUGGGCAACAGGAGACGCCCCGCCAGCGAUCAAGAGAGCCUGCUUUAAUCAUUUCAGAUGGGCCUUUCCUAGAAUGCUCCGUGCUGUUUCAACCGAAAGACUCGAAAAGACGCAGCCCUCCACAGUUGGAUAA
Molecule: messenger RNA, 3312 nt
Organism: Endocarpon pusillum Z07020
Lineage: Eukaryota; Fungi; Ascomycota; Eurotiomycetes; Verrucariales; Verrucariaceae
Exons: 3
Coding region: 1-3312 (1103 amino acids)
Source: RefSeq, a predicted model, not a curated record